AUGUCAGCCCCUUGGACGCCUGGCCACACUCGGGGUAACACCCCCGAUUCUGGGCCUGGUUCGAACCCGUUUGAGCGUAAUCCAUUCGACACUGACGACAGUGCCGCCGUUUCCCUGGCAAGCAACUCGACAUUCACUGUGAAUGUCAUUGACCACGAUCGCAACAGUCAUGAAGGUCUUGCUGGCCAGCAAGCCUCUCGUAGACCUGGAGCUGGCGCCGUUCCUUCGCAUCACCGCUUAAGUCGACCAGAAAUCGAACCCUCCCCGCUGGGCAGAGCACAGCUUGGCGUCAAUGACGAGAGCGAGAAAUACGAGAACCCCUCAACCUCCACUCUCAGCGUGGGCCAAGGCCACCUAGCAGGUCGUGCGGAUGGCGCCAUCAUACAGGUCGAUCCUGAGAAGAUCACUGAGAAGCAUGUCACUGCUUUGCGGCCUGGGUCCGACCUUCCAUUCCACAAGCGCAUGUAUCACAAGUUUAGGAGAACAUACAGCCCGAUCGAGCCUCCACCCCUGGUCUUACCCGUCUGCCCGACUGACGAGGAGAAGAUCAUGUAUACCAGCACCAACCGAAUUUUGCUCUACGUUUUCGGCGUCGUCUCCUUCCUUGCUCUUGGCGCGGGUAUGUGGCUCUUCACCUUGUCUUCGCCUGUCUUUUACUGGUAUGGAGUCUUUGCUGGUUGCAUGUGCCUGUACCUCCUGAUCUCCUAUGGUGUUGGUAUCGUUGGCCGCGAUUGGGACUACCAAUCACAUCUCGGCCGCGUUGAACGGUUCCCCAUCAAUGACCUCAAUGCCGCGACGGUCGACAUAUACCUUCCCAUUUGCAAGGAACCGAUAGAGAUUCUUGAGAACACUUGGAACCACAUUGCUCGCAUGGAUUGGCCCGCCAACAAGCUCAAGGUUUACGUCAUGGACGACGGUGCGCAGGAAGAGGUUCGUCUGCUGGCUGAGCGGUUUGGAUUCAUCUAUUCUGUCCGCGAGGAUAGACCCCGUCUUCGCAAGGCAGGAAAUCUGCGAUGGACUUUCGCGCGGACCGACGGCGAAUUCUUCUGCAUUUUUGAUGCCGAUUUUUGCCCACGCCCCGACUUCGUCAAGGAACUAAUGGUUGAGCACCUCGAUGACGAGAAGACCGCGAUCGUCCAGAGCCCUCAGUUCUUCCGUGUUCUGGAUGAACAGACUUGGGUCGAGCAGGGUGCCGGUGCUACACAGGAGCUGUUCUACCGUGUUGUCCAAGUCAACCGCAAUCGUUGGGGUGCUUCGAUUUGCGUUGGCAGCAAUGCCAUGUACCGCCGUGCUGCUCUCGUUGACGUUGGAGGCACCGCCGAGAUUGGUUUCUCCGAGGAUGUCCAUACAGGCUUUGGCGCGGUAGACCGUGGUUGGAAGGUCAAGUAUAUCCCUCUCUGCCUCGCCACCGGCGUUUGCCCAGACUCGCCUCGGGCCUUUUUUUCCCAGCAGAUGCGAUGGGCUCGUGGCAGCACGACGCUGUUGACGAAUGGCCACUUUUGGGUCUCGAAACUUACCUUCAUGCAGAAGGUUUGCUAUCUGUCAGGGUUUCUAUACUACUCUGCCGUUUCUGCCAACAUCUUCCUUUCUCCCAUCGCGGCCACCUACGGCUUCAACGUCCAACACACCAUGACUGUCCAGAGCUACGCCUAUCUCACUGCGAUCAAGGACCGCGUCUUCAACAUUGAGCUUCUCUGGGCUGCCUCCGGCGAUAGCAAAGCCCAUAAGAGCAACAAAUACCGCAACAUGCGCCUUCUCUGCAUCAUCUGGACCCUGAUCGUCACUGGUUCCAUGAUUGGUGUGGUGACAUGGCGACUGGUCACCGGCUUCACUUGGUACCACACGAUCCCAUUGAUCCUUAUCAACGUCUACAACUUCUUCAUUCACCACUACUUCAUGUUCUGCAAUUGGUAG
This is a messenger RNA of Verticillium alfalfae VaMs.102, 1914 nucleotides long. Its product is annotated as cellulose synthase catalytic subunit. The coding region runs from base 1 to 1914 and encodes 637 amino acids. Lineage: Eukaryota; Fungi; Ascomycota; Sordariomycetes; Glomerellales; Plectosphaerellaceae. The record is from RefSeq and is a predicted model, not a curated record. The transcript is spliced from 5 exons.